Rubroshorea leprosula is the source of this 2229-nucleotide messenger RNA. Lineage: Eukaryota; Viridiplantae; Streptophyta; Magnoliopsida; Malvales; Dipterocarpaceae. The record is from the annotation of a GenBank genome assembly.
CAAAAACAAAGUCCCAUCUUCUCUAGUGGAACACACAAAUCUCUCCUUUUUCUUUCCCAAUCUCUCUCACACAGGUACACUUUUUCUUGAGACUUUUCUUUCAAGGUGCAAAAGAAAAGAAACAGAAAACAAAAAAGCACCAUGCCUGAGGCACCUAAGGAAACUCAGAAUUAUAACCUUGCAGAGGAGAACAAGAAGAGUCUUGAGUUUAUUGAAGACGUUACCUCCAACGCUGAUGGGGUUCAGAGGAAAGUUCUUCAAGAAAUCCUCUCACGCAAUGCUCAUGUUGAGUAUUUGCAGAGGCAUGGCCUUAAUGACCUAACUGAUCGAGAGACUUUCAAGAAACUGACGCCUGUCAUCACCUAUGAAGAUAUCCAGCCUGAUAUCAGCCGUAUUGCCAAUGGUGAUACCUCCCCCAUUCUCUGUUCCAAGCCCAUUUCAGAGUUCUUGACAAGCUCUGGGACAUCCGGUGGAGAGAGGAAGUUGAUGCCGACCAUUGAGGAUGAGCUGGGGAGGAGGUCACUGCUCUAUAGCCUAUUGAUGCCUGUGAUGAGCCAAUUUGUGCCUGGCCUAGAGAAAGGCAAAGGAAUGUACUUUUUGUUCAUUAAAUCUGAGGCUAAGACCCCAAGUGGCCUUCUGGCUCGUCCUGUGCUCACUAGCUACUACAAAAGUUCCCAUUUCAAAGACAGGCAUUCUGACCCUUAUACCAACUACACCAGCCCAAAUGAAACCGUUCUUUGCCCUGAUUCCUACCAAAGUAUGUACUCUCAGAUGCUCUGUGGUCUUUGUCAACACCAAGAAGUCCUCAGGGUGGGUGCUGUUUUUGCCUCCGGCUUCAUUCGUGCAAUCAGGUUCCUUGAAAAGCACUGGCCCCUUCUUUGCAAUGAUAUUAGGACUGGAACAUUUAAUGCCCAAAUCACUGAUCCAUCUGUCCGAGAAGCUGUGAUGAAAAUCCUUAGUCCUGACCCUGAACUUGCAGAUUUCAUUGAGACUGAAUGUAGGAAGGAGUCAUGGCAAGGGAUCAUAACAAGGCUGUGGCCUAACACUAAGUAUGUGGAUGUUAUAGUGACUGGGACCAUGUCUCAGUACAUCCCAAUCCUUGAUUACUACAGCAACGGGCUGCCCCUUGUUUGCACCAUGUAUGCUUCCUCGGAGUGCUACUUUGGUGUGAACCUGAACCCUCUUUGCAAGCCUAGUGAAGUAUCUUAUACCCUUAUUCCCACCAUGGCCUACUUUGAAUUCCUGCCAGUUCACAGAAACAAUGGAGUCACCAACUCUAUCUCUGUGCCCAAAUCUCUCAAUGAAAAAGAGCAGCAAGAACUGGUUGAUCUUGUUGAUGUCAAACUUGGCCAGGAGUAUGAGCUUGUUGUCACCACUUAUGCAGGACUGUAUCGAUAUAGAGUUGGUGAUGUGCUGAGGGUAGCUGGGUUCAAGAACAAAGCACCCCAAUUCACCUUCAUUUGCAGAAAAAAUGUGGUUCUGAGCAUUGAUUCUGAUAAGACUGAUGAGGUUGAGCUACAAAAUGCUGUCAAGAAUGCAGUGAACCAUUUGGUGCCUUUUGAUGCAGCUGUGGCCGAGUACACAAGCUAUGCAGAUACCAGCUCAAUUCCUGGCCACUAUGUGCUGUUUUGGGAGCUCAGCCUCAAUGGCAGCACCCCAAUUCCUCCCUCAGUUUUUGAGGACUGUUGCUUGACCAUUGAAGAAUCUCUCAACAGUGUCUACCGCCAGGGACGUGUCAGUGACAAAUCUAUUGGACCACUGGAGAUCAAGAUUGUUGAGACCGGUACAUUUGACAAGCUCAUGGACUAUGCCAUAAGCUUAGGGGCAUCAAUCAACCAGUACAAGACACCAAGGUGUGUGAAAUUUGCACCCAUUGUUGAGCUUCUUAACUCAAGAGUUGUGUCCAAUUACUUCAGCCCCAAAUGCCCCAAAUGGGUUCCUGGUCACAAGCAAUGGGGCAACAAGAACUGAGAGGGAUUGUGGUUUCCUCUAAUUGGUAGCUUUUCAUGGUAGUUCACAAGAACUGUUUUUGUGAUCAUCUUAGGGUAAAGUUAAGGACGCCUUUUUAGAUUAACCCCCCAUGUUCUCAUGUCUUUUUUCCUUUAUUGAUUUCUUUUUUAACCGUUGUUUUAUAUGCAUAGAGACCUUUUGAAUUAGAGAUGUACAAAAACAGUUCAUGUUUCAAGGUAUUUGAGCUCUUUUAAGGAAAAACAAAAACCAUUUUGUUUA